AUGGCGUUGGCCUCGCUGAAUUCGUCGCGAGCGCUGGCCUAUUUGACGGAGCGCGGUGAGGAUGCACUAUAUGCCGUCAAAGGCAUAUUGGGUGGUUCCGGUUCGUCACGAUACCUGGAUACUGGCGAAGAUAAGCUCGCAGCGGUGCAGGCACAGCUGGAGAGCAGCCAGGACGUGGAGCGUCUUGAAGGACUAAAGCGCGUAGUGGCCAUGAUAUCCAAGGGGCGCGACGCCACUCCAUACCUAGCAUCUGUUUUCAAGCUCUCUUCCACUACGUCUCUGGAAAUUCGCAAGCUCGUGUACAUUAUUGUGCUACGCUAUGCGCCGGCCCACCCUGAUCUGGCUCUGCUCUCGAUCAAUAGCUUCCAACGCGAUCUGUCGGACCCUAACCCCUUGAUACGUGGAAUGGCUUUGCGUGCUUUGAUUGGUAUCCGGCUGAAGGUUGUAUCUGCGAUUGUGCUUUUGGCCGUAAGCAAGGCUACGCGUGAUGCUCAUCCCUAUGUUCGCCGUAUCGCUGCUUUUGCCCUCCCAACAUGCUACCAGCUGGAUGACAGUCAGUACGACACACUCCUUGCGCAUCUUGGCACAUUCCUGCAGGACAGAUCGCCACUCGUGCUGGGACCGGCGCUCUUGUCCUUUGCCGAACUGUGCCCGGACUAUUGGACGCUGCUGCAUCGCCACUUCCGCAAGUUGUGCCACGCCUUGGUCGAUAUGGACGAGUGGUCCCAGCCGACCUGCGCACAAGUGCUCGUGCGUUACGCGCGAGCCAAUCUGCCACAGCCGCAGCCGGGUGUCGAUGUCGAUCCGGAUCUGGCCCUGCUACGAAGCGCACUGGCAAACCUGCUCACUCAUGUCAACCCUGCAGUGGUACUGGCCGGUGUCCAUGCUCAUGUGGCUGUGGCACACACUAGCGAUAUGGCCUGUGUGAUACCACCUCUACUGCGCCUCCUCCAGGGCCCACCCGAGGUGGCGUAUAUGGCGGUCCUGAACGUAUUGGCGUUGUCUGAGUCGCAGGCCGACCAUUUUACGCCACACCUGCUUCACUUUCUCGUGGGUGCCACGGAUCCGGCCUACCUCGCGCGCCUCAAGAUUCGCGUGCUGGUUCGCCUCGCUACCGAAGCGAACGCCUCUUUGCUGGUGCAGGAGCUAGUAACUUAUGCACAGGCUGCAGCUGAGUCUGUGGCCACGGACAGCAUGACAGCUCUGGGCCAAGUGGCAUGUCGCUACGAUGCAAUCGCUCCGCAGGCCCUCCAUUUGCUGAUGGACGUCGCGCAAGACCCAUCGCUGCCAUCCAGGACGCUAAGCCGUGCUGUACAAGUCCUGAAAACUCUACUGCGCGUCAGCUCUGACGCAGCGGCGGCAAGCAUUGUCGCUCGUUUCGCUCUUCGUUUAUUUGUUCCUCUUGCACAGCGAGGACGAUCCGCAGAUGCGCCUCGUAUACGUAUACUUUUGGAUCCUGACUCCCGCGCAGCCGUACUUUGGAUGUUGGGCCAGUACUGCCUGGCCCCUCUGGCUGACGAAACACUCCUGACAUGUCUCGUCCCCGACAUGCUGCGAUGUCUCGUGGCCCACUGGGCUAAGGAGCCGCAGAAAGUACAGUGCCAAGCAUUGACGCUCUCUGCCAAGGCCUUCGUGCACUUAGACUCAGUGGGAGACACAGCCAUUCGCACAGCUGUCAUGGUACUUCAUUAUGAGCUGCUCUCGCUUGGAUCUUCAAGUGCAGACAGUGACGUGCGCGAUCGCGCACGGUUCUACAGUGGUCUGACACGCGGGCUUUUUCAAGACGACGAUUUGACUGAGGAUACACUGCCGGAUGAUAUUCAAGCCUACCUUGCCUCGCAUCGCGACCUAGACCGGUUCCGACUCCCAGGCGUGCGCCUCCGCCGCGCACAGGUGCAGCAUGUCUUAUUUGCGCGAGAUUUGUCAGAGACAUCGCCGCUGGAGCAGCUGACACUGGCCUCUAUGUCUACAGAUGAGCUCGCAAGCAUGUCCUCUGUCACAGAUGGCGUCCAUCUCGUUGGCUGGCGCCAGGCGCAGCUGCCUCCCUGGAGCGAGCCCGAGGCGCGACCGCCUGCGAUCGUGCGUAUGCCAGACCCGACUUCUCUCAAGCCUCACUCGUCCGUAAGUGCCCAGCGUCCGUCUGGCGCUUGGCUUGAAGAGAAACGCUCGUUUGGCAGUGACACCGUGCAUGGGGAUGGACGACACGCGGAGCGUGUCGUACUGGAGCCUUGCGUGACCUUAUCUCGGACGCGAGCCGUGCCCCAAGCGAGCGCGCGAUAUGAAGAUCUCGACGCUUUCCUAGAAGCAGAAAGUAAUGCAUCGGCUAGCGAUGCUGCGAGCCUCGACGAUCCCGCUGCUGAAGACGAAGAGUACGUAGUGGACUCGUCUUCCUCGUCCGGCUUGGACGAUGAUUUGUAG
Messenger RNA from Malassezia sympodialis ATCC 42132, 2418 nucleotides. RefSeq lists its product as uncharacterized. Gene Ontology annotation, biological process: intracellular protein transport; vesicle-mediated transport. Gene Ontology annotation, cellular component: membrane coat. The record is from RefSeq and is a predicted model, not a curated record. Lineage: Eukaryota; Fungi; Basidiomycota; Malasseziomycetes; Malasseziales; Malasseziaceae.